CUAAUUUUUUGUACAGUAAUUAGUUAUAUGACUAAUGUAUUACAGAAUAUUGUUAAAUAUAUAUCAACUUUGCAAUUGUAAAUUGUUAUUUAUUAUCAUAUUAUGUGUUUAAAAUUUUAAAUAACUGAAACCAUUUAUUAUUAGUGUUCAAAUUAUUUUUUUAAAAAUAUAAUAAAUUAGUAUAUUAUUGCAAAAUGGGUCAAAUAAUUAACGGCAGUUUAGUAAUCGUUGGUUUAUUGCUUAUAAUAGUCGGCGGCGUUAUUCUCGGCAUUUUCCCAACCAUUUUGAAACAAAAAGUUUCAGAAGAAAUGGCAAUACUGAAGGAUACGGAUGCGUUUGACCGAUGGAAAGAAACACCGGUUCCCGUAUACAUGAAAUACAAUUUUUUUAUUCUCGAUAAUUCAGACAACUAUAACAGUUUAAAUGAUAUUGUAUUGAAAGAAAAGGGACCCUAUGUUUACAAAGAAACACGAAUUAAACAAAAUAUAAGUAUUAGUCUCGAUUGGGAACACAUAUCUUAUAGAGAAAAGAAGACCUACGAGUUUGUACCGGAAAAGUCGUGUCAAAAAUGUAAAGAAGAAGAUUAUGUUAAUGUCAUUAAUUUUCCGCUAUUAGGCAUUUUAUUUAAUGAAAAGUUUAAGACUUUUCGAACCACUAUUAAUGAUACCUAUACUAAAGCUGCUAAAAACAAUACAUUAAAACCAUAUGAAUUGGAAAUAUUUCUUAAUGAAAGCGUUCAAAACAUAUUAUUCAAAGGAGUUCAUUAUAAUCUUAUGGAUGAAUUAAAUAAUAAUCUUCUGAUACCUUUUAAACUGCCACUACUUGAUCCUAAUUACAGAAUAAAUGAUAAUUACACCGUUUUGGAGGAAGAGUGGACAAUAAACACCGGUAAAAAUGAUCUGAAAAAGUUGGCACAAAUUGAACGAUUUGAUUACAAGACAUCUCUUAUCAAUGAUGAUAUGAAAACUUAUAUUUGGAACUCUAAUCCCGAAGAUGUUUUGGAUUCAGAAGAUUGUAAUAAAUUGAGGGGAACUGAUGCUGAACUGUUCAAACCAUUUAUUGAUAAAGACGAUGUUUUAUAUGUUUAUGAACCACAGAUUUGCAGAACUGUUUACUUCAAGUACUGGAAAGAGAGUUCAGUGCAGGACAUCGAUACCUAUCGGUUCAGAAUUCCUCAAGAAUAUUAUGCCUCACCAUUGAAAGUGAAGGGAAAUAUGUGUUAUUGUAUUAAAGAACGGAAAGAUAAUAAAGAGUGUGACCGGAGCUGUACACUUGACAUUUCCCGGUGUUGGCGUCGAUCAAUUGGUGCCCCCAUUAUUAUGUCGGCUCCCUAUUGGGUUAAUGGCUUACAUAAUGGUGAAGAUCUACGCAAACAAGUGGGUAACAAAGGUUUGACAUCCAAACUCGAGUAUAAUGACGAAAAUUUCGAUACAUAUCUUGAUAUUGAACCGUUGACUGGUAUAACAAUGGCAGCGCAUAAACGUAUGCAAAUGAGUAUUGAAGUGAAAGGAACGGAUUCAAUACCCUUAUUAAAAAAGCUGUUUGACUCAAAAGCUAAUCAGUCGUACAUAAUCCCUGUCUUUUGGAUUGAAGAGGUUGCCGAAGCUGAUGAAAGUCAAGCCGACAAAUUCAAGUCAAUGGUGACCAACAAGAAAAAACUGGCCAUCGGACUGUCCAUUGCGGCCAUUGUUUUAGGUGUUAUAUUGCUUAUCAUAGCAAUUGUAUUGAUGUAUAGACAGCGUAGAACCGGCAAAAAAAUUGUGUGAUAUAAUA
Oppia nitens is the source of this 1773-nucleotide messenger RNA. RefSeq names its product platelet glycoprotein 4-like. Bases 195 to 1766 code for a protein of 523 amino acids. Gene Ontology annotation, cellular component: cytoplasm; membrane. The record is from RefSeq and is a predicted model, not a curated record. Gene Ontology annotation, molecular function: scavenger receptor activity. The transcript is spliced from 9 exons. Lineage: Eukaryota; Metazoa; Arthropoda; Arachnida; Sarcoptiformes; Oppiidae.